Mya arenaria is the source of this 1452-nucleotide messenger RNA. RefSeq lists its product as uncharacterized. The transcript is spliced from 3 exons. Bases 191 to 1045 code for a protein of 284 amino acids. NCBI's taxonomy places the organism in Eukaryota, Metazoa, Mollusca, Bivalvia, Myida, Myidae. The record is from RefSeq and is a predicted model, not a curated record.
UCAGUUUUCUUUCAUGAAGCACCUUUUAUGGUUAUUUCAUCUUCCUCAUUGAUAGUUAUCCUUAUUCCGUUCUCAUUAAUAAUUCAUGAACUAACGAUACCUCCUUUCUUCUGCUUUACGACGGACAACUGCAUUGGAGGAAGGUUUAAAAUUCACACAACUGAAACUUAUAAUUGACACAGUCUCAAAAAUGGAUCUAAGACAAGCGGUGUUUGUUCUACUAAUUUUGCAAGGUUUAGCGAGUAGAACCUUGUACUGCCUGGCAUCACAGACAUGUAAGGACAACGAUAUUCGUACGGCAGUGUUGCUGAACCGUGAAACCCAGACAAACCUCCGGGAGAUGAAAUUGGACAUGGAACAGCAGCUGCAAAACCAGGGACAAGAGCUUACACAGAUGCAAGAACAGUUGAAUUCACUAAUUGACAUAGCAGACACGGUGAAAGACUUGAAGAAAGAAAUAGAAACACUGAAGACAGCUGUCGUUGAAACAACUGUUAAUGUUACAAGCAGCAGUAUCUACACCAGAUGGGGCCGACGCUCGUGUCCUGAUGAUACAGAAUUAGUUUAUGAAGGGUUUGCAGGGGGUGGCGAUUAUCACGAUUAUGGCGCGAGUAGUAAUUACAUAUGUCUACCUAAAGAUCCUAUAUUUGUUGGUGAAGGAUCAAAUACGGGUUAUGCAAAUUACAUCUACGGUGCCGAGUAUGAGACAAAUGGCACAACCAUUCUUUCUACCUUGAAUGACCACGAUGUUCCGUGUGCUGUUUGCCGGGUUGCUGGAAGAAGCAUUGUCAUGAUCCCGGCGAGGAAUGUCUGCUAUAGCGGAUGGCAGAAGGAGUACUCUGGCUAUUUAAUGUCGUCUUAUUACGGACAUUUGGGGAACAAGGAGUUAGUUUGUAUGGAUGGAUCUCCUGAGGCAGCUGAAGGAAGCGACAGUAGGAAUCAGAAUGGUGCAUUGUUUUACAUCGCUGAAAUUAAGUGUGGGUCGUUAAAAUGUCCUCCUUAUCUUGCAAACGAGGUGAUAACUUGUGUUGUUUGUUCCAAAUAGGAUAUAUAGAUAAUACUACACAAGUAAACAUUGAUGCGCUCUCUAGCAUAUUUGUAAUGCCCCACUAUUAAGAAGCUCCUCGCCAUUAUUUCUACAUUGACCAACGUUCAUUUAAUGACUUGGGACACAAGAUAGAAGCUCAUAACGAAACGCCUCCUCCGUUUCUCUGUUUAUUUACAUGUAUGCAUGUGUUUUAAAGCCCUGAUACACAAAGCUAUCUUUUUUCUUGAAACUAACGUUGUCUUAAUAAUCCAUGCUAGUAUAUAGGAAAACGGAAGAGAAGACACGAUAUGAUAAUAUUAGAACACGACCUGACGAUGGGCCGGGUGUUAUUACUAUUUAUAUUAGUAUUGUAAAUAUUAUUUGUGUUAUGCACAUGUCACUAUAAUAAACAACUUACAUACUUA